Polistes dominula (European paper wasp) is the source of this 862-nucleotide messenger RNA. It is a transcript of the gene Prosalpha4, whose product is annotated as proteasome alpha4 subunit. Gene Ontology annotation, cellular component: proteasome core complex; proteasome core complex, alpha-subunit complex. Lineage: Eukaryota; Metazoa; Arthropoda; Insecta; Hymenoptera; Vespidae. The record is from RefSeq and is a predicted model, not a curated record. Gene Ontology annotation, biological process: ubiquitin-dependent protein catabolic process.
AAAUGAGAACUGAGAAGAUAGUUCAAGUUAGACAAGCGGUAGCUUUAGAAAAACGGCAUAGUCAUUUCGUAUUUUCUGACAUUUCUUGUUAAUUUAAAAACACUCGAAUUAUGACAGCUAGGUACGAUAGAGCGAUAACAGUAUUUUCGCCCGAUGGACAUUUACUUCAAGUAGAAUAUGCUCAAGAAGCUGUGAAAAAAGGAUCAACAGCGGUUGGAGUACGAGGAAAUGAUGUUGUUGUCCUGGGUGUGGAAAAAAAAUCUGUUGCUAAGUUGCAAGAAGAACGUACUGUUCGUAAAAUAUGUCUUUUGGAUGAUCACGUUGUUAUGGCAUUUGCAGGAUUAACUGCGGAUGCCAGAGUAUUAAUUAAUCGUGCACAAAUAGAAUGCCAAAGUCACAGACUAACUGUCGAAGAUCCUGUUACAUUAGAAUACAUUACUAGGUAUAUUGCAGGUUUAAAACAGAAAUAUACACAGAGUAACGGUAGAAGACCUUUUGGUAUAUCAUGUCUUUUAGCUGGUUUUGAUUAUGAUGGUGAACCACAUUUAUAUCAAACAGAACCGUCUGGAAUAUAUUAUGAGUGGAAGGCAAAUGCCACAGGCAGAAGCGCAAAGACAGUGCAUGAAUUUCUAGAAAAAUAUUAUACACCAGAAGAAGUAUCAACAGAGAAAGGUUCUAUCAAAUUAGCUAUAAGAGCUUUAUUGGAAGUAGUGCAAUCUGGACAAAAGAAUUUAGAAAUAGCAGUCAUGCGACGUGGGAAACCUAUGGAGAUGUUAGACAUUAACACCAUAGGGCAGUAUGUGACAGAGAUUGAAAAAGAAAAAGAAGCAGAGGCAGAAAAGAAAAAGCAAAAAAAGUGAUG